GGGUUUGUUGCUAUAGUAACAGGAGCACGCUGUUUGCAAUGAGAGGAUUCGGUACUCAUUGCGACACAAGACAGACCGAGCGUUACUUCCUCUUUUUUUAAUUUAUCUAAAAAUAAAAAAGACAGAACUCCAAAACCUUCAGCGGGCAUGAGUACGACACGGGCGGCUGCAGCUGCGUUUCACUUUUAAGAGUUCAAGUGGUCAGAAAUUGCAGGUCGGUGCAGAAGCAGCAUUAUCUAUCCAGGGACCAUGGGCACGCCAGCACAGAACAAUGCAGCAGCUUCAGGAAUCUCACAGCAGCUGCAGGCCUACGUGUCCUGGGUGAACUCGCAGCUGAAGAAGAAGCCCGAGGUGAAGCCCGUGCAGGACCUGCGUCAGGAUCUGAGGGACGGGGUCAUCCUGGCACACCUCAUUGACAUCGUGGCUGGUGAGCACCUCAGUGGCAUUCACAUGAACCCCAGAAGCCAGCAGGAGAUGAAGGAGAACGUGGAGAAAGUCCUGCAGUUCGUCUCGUCCAAGCGGAUCCGAAUGCACCAGGCCUCUGCCAGGGACAUCGUGGAAGGAAACCUCAAGUCUGUCAUGAGACUCAUCCUGGCGCUGGCAGCUCAUUUCAAACCCUCCGUCAAGUCAGCCAGUCAGAGAGCGGCAGCCGUGGCGGAUCACAGCCAGCCCCCGGCCUCGGCCAAUCACAGGCCGCACUCCGCCACGGCGAUGGCUCAAAACGCGGUGGCUGCGCUGGCCGCAGCCCGGCAGGACGCCUCCCGAUCAGGCAGGGAUGUGUUCCGAUACCGUCAGGAGAGGCAGAGCCGCAGUGCCAGCCUGGAGGAGGAGAUUGAGAAUCCUGGCUGGAGCGUGCGAGCGCUGGUGCAGCAGUACGAGGGGCAGCAAGAGACGGCCAGCGAGGGACCCCAGUGCGAGGCCUCCGGUCUCAGCUCACCCAGUCCAACACACUCUGCAAAAACAGAGUCCAUCGCAAGCCAAUCAGAAGAGAAGGGGGAGCUGCCGGUCUUCCAAUCAGAAGAGCCGGAGAGCCGAGCAGAAGAGGGAGUGAAGUCUGCAGGAUGUCCAGAGGAGCAGGCAGGGGGGCGGGGGCUCUGUCUGGACCUCUCCUGGGAGGAGCAGCUUGUGGAGCAGCAGGAGCAGCUGGAGAAGGAGAUGGACGAGGCUCGGAAGAUGAUCUCGAGCCUGCAGGCCCUGCUUCUGAACGGAUCCCUACCUGAGGACGACCAGGAGGCCUCCUUCUCCCUCUCAGACAGUGGAGCAGCCCUGGAUGAGCAGCUGAUUAUAAUCCGGAGCAGGCUGGAUCAGAGCAUGGAGGAGUCCCAGGAACUCAAGAAAGAGCUGCUGAGAUACAAGCAGGAGAGCAGGAACCUGCAGGGAGUCAAGGACGCUCUGCAGCAGAGAAUGGCCCAACAGGAGAGCUCGAUUCUACAGCUGAGACAGGAGCUGCUGAGGGCAGGCAUGGGCCAGGAUGAGCUUCACCACCAGAACGUGGACUUGCAGAGGAAAGUGGAGGAGAGGAACAGACUUCUGGGGGACUACAAGAAGGAGCUGGCUCAGAAGGAUCGGCUGCUGCAGCAACAGCAGAGCAAACUGGACGAGGCUCUGCACAAACUGGGAGAGGCCACACAUCACAAGGUGGACCUGCAGAGGGAGGUGGAGCACAAGGACAGCCUGAUUAACGAGCUAAUGACCAGACAGCUUGACGAGCACUCCGGAGGUCUGGGCGGCUCUCAGAACAAUGGUUACCCCCAGGCUGUGGGGAAAGGAGCCCCGUCUUCAUCGCAAAGAGGGGCUGACGACCUGCAGUUGGUUCGGGACGCCCUGCGCAGUCUGAGGAACAGCUUCAGCGGACACGACCCCCAGCACCACACCAUAGACACCCUGGAGCAGGGCAUUGGCAGCCUGAUGGAGAGACUGCACAUGGGGGAGCCACACAGGAGGCCUGGAGGAAAGUCUCCUGGUCACAGAGCCGCCGCACACACGGAGCGAGACUCCUGGCCUCACAGCUCCAAAAUGCUUCACUCUCACAGCAGCCCGGCUCUCAGCAGCUCUGCUUCCACUAAAGUGCUGUAUUUCACAGACCGCUCCCUCACUCCCUUCAUGGUCAAUAUCCCAAAGAGGCUGGGGGAGGUCACUCUAAGAGACUUCAAGGCAGCAGUGGAACGUGAAGGAAACUAUAGGUAUCAUUUCAAAGCUCUGGACCCGGAGUUCGGCACAGUGAAAGAAGAGGUUUUCCACGAUGGAGACGUCGUCCCGGGCUGGGAGGGGAAGAUCGUGGCUUGGGUGGAGGAGGACCACGGGGACAGCAGAUAGACAGAGAGACAGGCAGGCAGGCAGGCAGGCACCUACCCCCCUCAGGAAUGCAAUUUGUAUUGUACAGUUUAUAUUCAGAGAUUUUAUAAUUCCUGGGCGUUUCGAAAUUUAUAAUUGUAUUUUUACAGAUUUUUCACACAAACGUAUGAAAAUAACCAUAAAAAAGACUGGACUUGAAGAGACGGCAGCUUUGAGAGCUUUACUGAGGCCAAAGGGGUUCUGUAAAAGCCUGUUUUAAAAAAGUCACCAGGAUAUGAUGACUGCAACUAAAUAGUGUGUAUACAGUCUAAAGAAUAAGAGUGUAGAGUUACGAUAACGGUCAUAUUUCAAAACCAUAUCCAUGAGGAAGAAAGCAGAGAUCUAUAUGGAAAAGAAAGAAUAAUAAUAAUAAUAAUAAUAAUAAUAAUAAUAAUAAUAAUAAUAAUAAUAAUAAUAAUAGUAAUAAUAAUAAUAGUAAUAGAUGGGACCAGUUAUUUCCAGUUUCUGAUGUCUUUUAAGGGCUCCAGUGUUUUAUAGCUAUGACAAUGAAGGAUAUACUGUAUGCCUCCCAUUGCAUAGCAGCUCAAUCCAUUCCAGGUUUUACUGAAUGUUUAAAAUCCAGCUUUGUAAAAGUCCACCUUACAGUGAAGUUUUGCUCCUAUUGAGAGUAAUGGAAAGUCAUUAUGAAGGGCCCCCCCUGUAUUCAGUAUCUCUAACGCUGCUCUUGAAAUCUUUCAUGUAAAUUCACAGCAUAAUAAACCAGUAAAAGGGGUGGCCAGUGACCGUGUUAACAAGGCUAAUAAGAGGUAUGAAGAUGGAUUUUAAAGCAUUGCUUAGCUGUCCUUCAGUCGAUUUGUUUUAGUUUAAAAAGACAAACUGCUCUGAAAAGGGACUCUUACUGUGCCCAGGUUACUGUCUGUUGCUAUGGGGUCUGAUCACAGCCAUGCGUUAUUUUUCUAUUGCCUUCAGUGAAGGAUUACACUGCCAGACUGCAAAGGCCAGGUGUCUGAAUGACUUUCUCUGCAUAUGAAUUUUGUAACCAGUAUAACUCUUUGUAAAUAUGUGACCGGUUCUCCUCUCUACGUUGUUAAUGAGUUUAUUAUUUUAAUAGCGGUAUGAUAAGUGAGCCGGUGUUUGUCUCCAGGUGCAGACUGUAUGAAAUGAAAACCUACAUUCCUGACAUGAGACUGCAGCGUGCACGUCUCUUAGUUUGACACUUUUUAUAAGGAUCAGUUUGAUUUGAAGGUAAGGUGCUUUUUAAAAGAAUGAUGUACGAGCCAAAGGCGCACGCCUGUACAAACCCUCGUGAUGUUUCCACAAUAAAUUCAGCACCUGUUCAAAA
Messenger RNA from Acipenser ruthenus (sterlet), 3637 nucleotides. Its product is annotated as dixin-like. Gene Ontology annotation, molecular function: protein binding. Gene Ontology annotation, biological process: canonical Wnt signaling pathway. The record is from RefSeq and is a predicted model, not a curated record. NCBI's taxonomy places the organism in Eukaryota, Metazoa, Chordata, Actinopteri, Acipenseriformes, Acipenseridae. The transcript is spliced from 21 exons. Gene Ontology annotation, cellular component: cytosol. Bases 250 to 2316 code for a protein of 688 amino acids.